Molecule: messenger RNA, 3086 nt
Organism: Bufo bufo (common toad)
Lineage: Eukaryota; Metazoa; Chordata; Amphibia; Anura; Bufonidae
Product: catenin alpha-1
Exons: 18
Coding region: 145-2856 (903 amino acids)
Biological process (GO): cell migration; cell-cell adhesion
Cellular component (GO): adherens junction; actin cytoskeleton; catenin complex
Molecular function (GO): structural molecule activity; cadherin binding; actin filament binding
Source: RefSeq, a predicted model, not a curated record
GGAGACGGCCCGCACCCUGGGAGGGGUCUGCAGACAGGAACUGCCCGCCUGGCCAGCCUGCUUCCUACUAACAGCCCGACCUGCCUGGGAGAAGUGCAAUUGGAGUUGGGCUGUGGCCCCGCUUUGCUUUGUCCACUUGCAGAAAUGACUCUCAAUGCAGGGAAUAUAAAUUUUAAGUGGGACCCAAAAAGUUUGGAAAUUCGAACUCUUGCAGUUGAAAGGCUUCUUGAGCCAUUGGUUUCUCAGGUGACAACUCUGGUUAAUACUAGCAAUAAGGGACCAUCAAAUAAAAAGAAAGGCCGUUCUAAGAAAGCUCAUGUUUUGGCUGCAUCUGUUGAGCAAGCAACUCAAAACUUUCUGGAGAAAGGAGACAAAAUAGCCAAAGAGAGCCAAUUUCUCAAGCAGGAGUUAAUAGAUGCAGUUGAGGAUGUUCGCAAGCAAGGAGAGUUAAUGAGAAGCGCUUCUGGGGAGUUUGCUGAUGAUCCAUGCUCAUCUGUGAAACGCGGAAACAUGGUUCGAGCUGCACGUGCACUGCUGUCUGCAGUUACAAGAUUGCUUAUAUUGGCUGAUAUGGCAGAUGUCUACAAACUACUUGUUCAGCUUAAAGUGGUGGAAGAAGGAAUUGUAAAACUAAGAAAUGCUGGCACAGAGCAGGAUUUAGGAAUACAAUACAAAGCUUUAAAAGCUGAGGUUGACAAGUUGAAUGUAAUGGCUGCAAAACGGCAACAGGAGCUAAAAGAUGUGGGGCACAGAGAUCAGAUGGCUGCAGCUCGUGGAAUCCUGCAGAAGAAUAUCCCAAUUCUUUAUACUGCUUCCCAAGCAUGUCUGCAACAUCCUGAUGUAGCUGCUUACAAAGCAAACAGGGACUUGAUCUAUAAACAACUCCAGCAAGCAGUCACUGGCAUCUCUAAUGCAGCACAAGCCACAUCAUCUGAGGAAAUCGCUGCACAGCAUGGAGGAGGAGAGCUAGCUAUUGCGCUAAACAAUUUUGAUAAACAAAUCAUUGUGGAUCCUCUUGGCUUCAGUGAAGAGAGAUUCAGACCAUCAUUGGAGGAACGAUUAGAAAGUAUCAUUAGUGGAGCUGCUCUUAUGGCUGACUCCUCUUGCACCCGUGAUGACCGCCGGGAGCGAAUAGUAGCUGAAUGUAAUUCUGUUCGACAGGCUUUGCAGGAUCUUCUGUCAGAAUAUAUGGGAAAUACUGGACGAAAGGAAAGAAGUGAUGCGCUAAACUCUGCAAUAGACAAGAUGACAAGAAAAACACGAGACCUGCGCAGACAGCUGCGUAAAGCUGUUAUGGAUCAUGUUUCUGACUCCUUUCUGGAGACAAAUGUACCACUACUUGUAUUGAUUGAAGCUGCGAAGAAUGGAAAUGAGAAAGAGGUCAAAGAAUAUGCCCAAGUGUUUCGUGAACAUGCAAACAAACUUAUUGAGGUGGCCAAUUUGGCAUGCUCCAUAUCCAAUAACGAAGAAGGUGUCAAACUAGUUCGCAUGUCCGCAAGUCAGCUGGAAGUUUUAUGUCCACAGGUAAUAAAUGCAGCUUUGGCCCUUGCUGCUAAGCCUCACAGCAAAGUAGCUCAAGAAACAAUGGAUCUUUUCAAAGAGCAGUGGGAAAAACAAGUUCGUAUCUUGACUGAUGCAGUUGAUGACAUCACUUCAAUCGAUGACUUCUUGGCUGUUUCAGAAAAUCAUGUUUUGGAGGAUGUCAAUAAAUGUGUCAUAGCUCUUCAGGAAAAAGAUGUUGAUGGUCUGGAUCGUACAGCUGGUGCAAUACGUGGGCGUGCAGCUAGAGUCAUCUAUGUUGUUACUUCAGAGAUGGAUAAUUAUGAACCUGGAGUCUACACAGAAAAAGUUUUGGAAGCGACCAAACUUUUGUCAAAUACAGUCAUGCCACGAUUUACAGAGCAAGUUGAAGCUGCAGUUGAAGCCCUCAGUGGAGACACCAAUCAACCAAUGGAUGAAAAUGAAUUUAUUGAUGCCUCUCGAUUAGUGUAUGAUGGUAUUCGUGAUAUCCGAAAGGCAGUGCUGAUGAUAAGAACUCCUGAAGAGUUGGAUGAUUCAGAUUUUGAGACUGAAGACUUUGAUGUAAGAAGUCGAACCAGUGUCCAGACUGAAGAUGACCAACUUAUUGCUGGACAGAGCGCAAGAGCAAUUAUGGCUCAAUUGCCACAAGAACAAAAGGCUAAAAUUGCUGAACAGGUGGCAAGUUUCCAAGAGGAGAAAAGUAAACUUGAUGCUGAAGUAUCAAAAUGGGAUGAUAGUGGAAAUGACAUUAUCGUUCUAGCCAAGCAAAUGUGCAUGAUAAUGAUGGAGAUGACUGAUUUUACUAGAGGAAAGGGACCACUUAAAAAUACAUCAGAUGUUAUUAGUGCAGCAAAGAAGAUUGCAGAAGCUGGGUCACGUAUGGACAAGCUGGGACGUACCAUAGGUGAUCAUUGUCCUGAUUCGACUUGUAAACAGGAUCUUUUGGCAUAUCUUCAGCGCAUCGCUCUAUACUGUCACCAGCUAAACAUUUGCAGCAAAGUUAAGGCUGAAGUUCAGAAUCUUGGGGGUGAAUUGGUUGUCUCUGGGGUUGAUAGUGCCAUGUCCCUAAUUCAAGCUGCCAAGAAUUUGAUGAAUGCUGUGGUACAAACAGUAAAGGCAUCUUAUGUGGCCUCUACAAAGUACCAGAAAUCUCAAGGAAUGGCAUCCUUAAAUCUCCCAGCAGUUUCUUGGAAAAUGAAGGCUCCAGAGAAAAAGCCCCUGGUCAAGAGAGAAAAACAGAAUGAAACUCAAACCAAAAUAAAACGUGCAUCUCAGAAGAAACAUGUCAAUCCUGUGCAGGCACUUAGUGAAUUUAAAGUUAUGGAGAGCAUAUAAGCAUAUAUGAUACAAAUGUGAUAUUUUGCAUUGUUCACUUUUCUUACAUAAGCCAGUUGGGUCUUUUUUAGAGAAUUAACACAAUCAAUUUGGAAAGUAUUUUAUAUCAUUUAUAUGACACCACUGUCAACAUGGAAAGUUUUGUAAAUCCACUUUUCUGUAGUUGUCGAUUGCCUGCAUUGGUCAUGUGGCUUAGGCGCUACUCGGCUCCAUUCGAACACCCACGAUCA